Messenger RNA from Arabis nemorensis, 2202 nucleotides. The record is from the annotation of a GenBank genome assembly. NCBI's taxonomy places the organism in Eukaryota, Viridiplantae, Streptophyta, Magnoliopsida, Brassicales, Brassicaceae.
AUGGAGCGUCAUCGAAAACAUUCGGUCGGCGGCACAACCCUCCACACGUGUCGUCCGUGCCGGCGCGCCACUCUCUACCGAAUCUACGCGGUGGUUCACACGUGUGGCAUCGUAGCCCUCAUGUAUCACCAUGCACACUCCCUUCUCACAAGAACAAGCUCUACUCUAAUAACUUCUCUUCUUCUCCUCUCUGAUAUUGUUCUCACCUUCAUGUGGGCCACCACAACUUGCCUCCGGUUAAAUCCGGUUCACCGGUCCGAGUACCCCGAGAGAUAUGAAGCUAAACCGGAAGACUUUCCGAAGCUCGACGUGUUUAUAUGCACGGCUGAUCCUUACAAGGAGCCUCCGUUGAUGGUGGCCAACACUGCCUUAUCAGUGAUGGCUUACGAUUAUCCGGCGGAUAAGAUCUCGGUCUACGUGUCGGACGAUGGAGGAUCGUCCUUGACCUUGUUUGCUUUAAUGGAGGCUGCUAAGUUCUCUAAGCAUUGGUUGCCAUUUUGCAAGAAGAACAAUGUUCAAGAUCGGUCUCCUGAAGUUUAUUUCUCAACAAACUCACAUCCUAAAGACGACGAAGCUAAUAAUCUCAAGAUGAUGUACGAAGACAUGAAGAGUAGAGUAGAACAUAUGGUUGAUAGUGGAAAAGUUAAAUCCGACUUUGUCACAUGCGAUCAAUUUCGUGGAGUAUUCGAUUUGUGGACCAACAAAUUCACGCGUCAUGACCAUCCCACUAUUAUUCAGGUGUUGCAAAAUAGCGAGAUGGAUAUGGACGAUACCAAAAAGUAUGUAAUGCCAAACCUAAUCUAUGUUUCAAGAGAGAAGAGUAAAGUUUCACAACAUCAUUUCAAAGCCGGUGCUCUUAAUACCUUGCUACGAGUAUCUGCGGUUAUGACGAAUUCACCGGUCAUUUUAACACAAGACUGUGAUAUGUACUCGAACGAUCCUUCAACACCGGUUCGUGCCUUGUGCUAUUUAACAGAUCCUGAAAUCAAAUCUGGUUUAGGGUAUGUGCAGUUUCCUCAAAAAUUUCAAGGAAUAAGCAAAAACGAUAUCUAUGCAUGCGAGUACAAACGCCUAUUUGAGAUCAAUAUGAUUGGGUUUGAUGGGUUAAUGGGCCCGAACUAUGUGGGAACUGGAUGUUUCUUCAGUCGACGGGUUUUCUAUGGGCCUCCAUCUAAUUUUAUUUCACCAGAGUUAGAUGAACUUCGACCUAACCGGAUUGCAGAUAAACUCAUCAAGGGCCAAGAUGUUUUGGCAUUGGCACACAAUGUAGCAGGAUGUAACUACGAGUGCAACACCAAUUGGGGAUCCAAGAUUGGAUUCAGAUAUGGAUCACUAGUGGAAGACUACUACACAGGGUAUAGACUCCAUUGUGAAGGAUGGAGAUCAGUUUUUUGCAAUCCCGAAAAAGCAGCAUUUUGCGGAGAUGCCCCGAAAAGCCUGAGUGAUGUAGUGAGCCAACAAAAGAGAUGGGCGAUUGGGGUUCUUCAAGUGUCCUUGUCAAGAUAUAGCCCUAUUACCUAUGGGGUCAAAUCAAUGGGUUUGCUAAUGGGUAUAGGCUAUUGUCAAUAUGCAUUUUGGCCUUUCUGGUUAAUUCCUCUUUUCAUCUAUGGAUUUUUGCCCCAGCUUGCCAUCUUUUAUGGAGUUAGCGUCUUCCCCAAGACAUAUGAUCUAUGGUUUUGGCUUUACAUUUUCUUGUUCUUCGGUGCAUAUGCGCAAGAUCUAUUGGACUUUGUAUUAGAAGGAGGAAGUUAUCGGGGAUGGUGGAACGAUCAAAGAAUGUGGUUGAUUCGAGGAUUCUCUUCAUUCUUCUUUGGCUUCAUAGAGUUCACUCUCAAAACCCUAAACCUCUCCACCCAUGGAUUCAACCUCACUAGCAAAGCCAACGAUGAUGAAGAACAAAGCAAGAGGUAUGAGCAAGAGAUCUUUGAUUUUGGGCCCUCUUCGCCUAUGUUCUUACCCAUGACUAUGGUUGCGAUUGUGAAUCUCCUUGCCCUCGUCUUGGGGCUUUAUGGUCUUUUCUUUUGGGGAGAAAGACUCUUACUUGAAUUGAUGCUAGUAAGCUUCGUGGUGGUGAAUUGCUUACCGAUCUAUGAGGCUAUGGUGUUGAGGAAAGAUAAUGGAAAAUUACCACAAAAGAUUGGCCUCCUAGCUGGGAUCCUGACAUUUGUUCUUAUUAUGUCAGGUUACUUCUUCCUCAAGUAA